AUGCUGUGUGGAUCUUCCUUGAUCUUCCGGUCUCUAGCUCCGCCUAGUCAAGAGGAUCUCAUGGCUUCGCUUCCAGCCACUGAUCCUGUCACUCCAUCUUGGCCUGUUGACUUCGCUUUGGCUCCUCCCUCCACUGGCUCCACCAGAGACUAUUGUUCUUAUGGCUCCACUGGGCUCUCUCAUCCCUCCGGCUCCGUCUUGGUUAGACGUCGCCCUGCCUGCGGCAUUCACUUACAAGCCAUCCCGCUGCGCUCCGUCUCUCCACCCCUUUGGCUCAGUCUGGCUCCGCCUUCCCUCCGGCUCCACCUCAGUCCUCAGUCGCACCUGGAUACACCUCAGUCUUCUGGUACUCUGGCUCCACCUCAGAUGCUCGUCACUGUGGUCUCCAGAACCAUCAGUGUCGCUCAGUCCCAUUUACUCUCCGUCUACACCCAGGGCUCCAUUUCCAUCGGCUUCAACUCCAUCAGUCAUUACCUGGAUGUCGUCAGCCAAGCCUCCACCAUGGCUCCUCCCUCUGUCAGCUCCGCCAUGGGCUGCUCUCUGGGUCACCACCUGGGUACUCCUGCUCCUGGAUCCUCCCUUGCUCUUCCCACAAUCAUUGCCACCUUGGUUUCUUCCGCCAUCAUCUCCUCUAUUCUCCAGUCAUUCGCUGGUCCCUCGUCCUUUUCCAGAGCACCCGCCCUCCCCCUCUGUUGGACUCUGUUUACGCUCUGUUUUGACUGUGCAGAAAUGUUACGUAUUUCAACUGCAGCAUUAUUGCUCUUUGGAACGGGUUUUCUUCAAGUUAUGUUUUCGACAGCAAGCACACAGGCUUAUCCAGGACAAAGUGUCACUAUGUGGUGUCCACAUGAUAUCAAUGGUACUGGACACCUGUACUGGUUCAAACAAACAGACGGUGAUAUACCAAUUCCUAUUGUGCGCAUGUUAUACAAUGAAAGUCUUCAAAAGGUAGAGCGAAAUUAUUUCAAAAGUUUUACACACGAGCACCUGGUCAUGCAUCAGUUCAGCAAAAGCACGACCCUAACAAUUAAGCAUGCAAGUAUUUCUGAUUCUGGCUUCUAUUUUUGUGGAGCUAUUGGACCGAACCACAUGAUAUUUGGUGAUGGAACCAGGCUUGAAGUAAAAGAAAAGAACGUCACAUCAGAGAAAAAUGACACUGGAACCUCAAAAAAGGAUGAUGAGAAAUCGCCUUCAUCAAGUACUGAGGAGUGUUCUGGAGACAUUUUUUUCACGCUGACCCUCCUAUUUGGUGGCAUCAUUGUUUUUACAUGCAUUAUUCCUCUCAUUUUAGCGAUUAUCAGGGAACAUAAAAGGCAUAAAAAAGUCACUGAAUGUCAAGCACAACAGCAGGAUGACAAGGAAAAUGAUUCAGUAACAUAUGCUGCGGUGUAUUUCAAAAACAAGAGACCCAAAACAGCAGGAAGACUCAACUGAAGACUCAACUAUUGUGUACACUGACACUACUUGAAACAUAAAACGAUCUAAAACUUAUUUGUUAAUGAACUAUGGUUAUUAUUACCACCCGAGUAAUAUCACAGUUUAUUUUUUGAAGUGUAAUUAUCAGAGGUCGAAUGGUUAGGCAGAAAGCUGAGGUUCCAAUUCAGUGUCAUAUGCUUCAUCCCUGGGCCUUCACAGAAUUAAAAUAAGGAUAAAAUCAAGUUAACCAAUUGUGGGCCAGGUAAAAUGUAUCAUGUUGAUAAUAUAAUUCAGAAAUGUUCAAUAAAACACAUGUUCAAAGACACACAAGAGUGAAAGAUGCUUUUUAUCUGCUUUAGCUGUAAAUCUGCUUUGGAAAAAGGUAUUCUCAAAAGUGCUAUGGGGAAACUAUGGGCAGCAAAAUCAGUAAACAAAACAUCAAAUCAAUACAUCUGAUCAAUAAUGAUACUUCUUGUUUUGAACUGGCAAUAUGAGCUGUGGAGUUGUCUGUUGAUUGACAGGUUUGUCAUAGUUUGGAUUUUUGCAUAAGCCACACCCCCUCAUAAAUAAAGCACAUUGAUUUCCUCAUCUUAAUCUCUUCAUCGGUUCUAG
This is a messenger RNA of Ctenopharyngodon idella (grass carp), 2028 nucleotides long. RefSeq lists its product as uncharacterized. NCBI's taxonomy places the organism in Eukaryota, Metazoa, Chordata, Actinopteri, Cypriniformes, Xenocyprididae. The record is from RefSeq and is a predicted model, not a curated record. The transcript has 7 exons. The coding region runs from base 1 to 1434 and encodes 477 amino acids. Gene Ontology annotation, biological process: response to bacterium.